Molecule: messenger RNA, 7962 nt
Organism: Bradysia coprophila
Lineage: Eukaryota; Metazoa; Arthropoda; Insecta; Diptera; Sciaridae
Biological process (GO): siRNA processing
Cellular component (GO): nuclear RNA-directed RNA polymerase complex
Molecular function (GO): nucleic acid binding; ATP binding; RNA-directed RNA polymerase activity
Source: RefSeq, a predicted model, not a curated record
UAAAACUGACAUUUGCCGGUAAAUUCCCAUCUCAUAACAAUUUCUGUCGUCCUGUGAAAUUGGUUUGUUCUUGAAAUAGCUACAAUUGAACCGACAGAUAGUCAAAUAUCAAAUUGAAAUAAGUUUACUUCGUUUCGUCAAAGAUUAAUCGGGAAUUACAUCACAGUACUGUCGUAUGUAGUUGUUAUUGUAAAUGUUGUAAAUCCGUGUCGAAUCGAACAUAGUUUCCUUUUUACGAUCGCAGCAAUCGUGUGCGUGUGCAACGCAACAUACGAUCGUCACACCCAUAAGGGAGUUUGAUGCGAACAACAUGAGCUGAUGCACUCUUCUUGCAUAAUAAUUUCUGAAAUCUUGCAAAAUGCCAUUAAAAUGUUCAUACGUGGAAUGCGUCAGCUUUGAUUUAGCUGACGACAAUCAACUCGCAUUUUAUCAAGAUUUAAACAACGGCGGCUGGAACCUUGCUCUUGGGCCCGAAUAUUCAAUUCCUGAUGGUGUAUUGCCACCAAAUAUUCGCCUCGUUGAAUCCGGCAAUGUACGAUGUCCCUAUAACGUUGUGUGUGGCCGGUGUAUGGCCAAAAUCGGUAAAGUUAAUGAAAUUUGCGGAUUUCGUCAAUUAUCCGCCAAUUUCAACGGAAAAAAAGUGUCACUGCUGCGUUCGAGUCAUGACCGACCAUCUGGCAAUCAAAAGUGGUCGAACAUCAUUUCAUCAUUCCGUCACAUCCGACAAUUGACGGCAACCGUUGAAAGUAAUGUUGUUCUUGUCGGAUCCGAUACGAUCAAUUUUCACGGUGUCAAGGAUCUGGACGAAAUGAUUGACGUUGGUAAUGCGGUGUCCCGACGCAGUAAGCUGUAUCCACGGAAUUACCAGUUUCGGUCCUAUUUUUUCUCCUGCUACAACAACGUUCUCCUAUGCCUGCCAACAGGUAUGGGAAAGACACUCAUAGCCACCAUGUUAAUGAAGGCGUAUCACCAACGAAACCCGAUAAAAGGGCAAACAUUCAUUGUUCCUACAGUUGUCCUGGUUGAGCAGCAAGCGAGCGUCGUUGAACGCAACACCGGUUUGAAAGUGAUGCGCCGUUGUGGUGAACAAAAUAAUAGGACACCAUGGUCAUCUGAUGAAAUUUGUGUGUGCACACCAGCAAUGCUUCUGAAUGCAAUCAAAAUGCAAAUGGUUGACAUGUCGCAACAAUCCUUGCUCGUUCUGGACGAAGUUCACGAAGCCAACAGUCCACUAUCGCCAUACGGAUUACUGUUACCCUACUUACUAAAAUGUCCAGCCUCGCAACGACCAAGGGUUUUGGGUCUAUCUGCCUCACCAUCCAGUUCGAAUGCUAUGAAUAUCCGUCAAAGUAUUUCGUCGUUGUGCGACAAACUUAUGGCCGUACCUUAUACACCGCUGGUCGAUGACGGUGAGUUUGUCAAGAGUGUGAAUUGUGAAUUCGUCGGAAUCUACAAAACGUCAUUCGAAUUGAAGUACGAGGCAUUCAUCAUCGAAUCGUUGGAGAAAUUGUCUCGUUUCCACGACUUUUUUAAAAGCAACUGGAUCCCGAUACCGCCGAAUGUGUCCACGCAAAUUAAAACCGACAUUGUCGUGAAAUCACUCAGCCAUUCGAAAAUGAUUGCACAGAACAUGGCUGAUGUGGCGCUUUUCGAGCUAACGCAAUGGAUGAAGAAAUGGAUUGAUUCGUUGGAUUUGUUGCAAAUAUUCGGACCACGGAAGUUAAUAGACUUCAUUCGAGCUGAUCUGAAAUUCGUUGAGAGGAACGAUACGCUAAGGAAAAUCUCACCGGCAAUGGGUGCGUUUGUAAAACAAAUGCAAAGUGGAAUUGAGAGAAUUGAGCGCGAGCAUAGCAUUGCAGACAAUUCACCGAAAUUGGACGAAUUGCUACGCCGCCUGAAGGUCCAUCUGAAUGACGACGAACGAAUUCUAAUUUUCGUAGAUCGUCGUAAUACCGCUGAGAGGCUGUGCCGUAAGCUCAAAAAUGAGUCUGACCUUGCCCACAUGAAUCCAUCGUUCGUUGUUGGAUCGUCGGGAACGAACUUUCCCAAAGAGCUGCAGCAAUCCAUUUUGGAGAUGUUCAGCCGGGGGGAAUGCCGAGUAUUGAUAAGUACGUCAGUACUUGAGCAAGGAGUAGACGUUGCCGCCUGUGGUCUUGUCAUUUGCUUCGACGGUAUCAAAUCCGUAAAGUCAACAAUCCAAUCGCGAGGACGUGCCCGAAAAGAUCUAGCCAAUUUCGUGGCAUUCGUUGUGUCAGAUGAACAACGAAAGACAAACGAACUCACUCAACUGGAAAUAUCGAUGGACUAUGCAAUACGGCAAUUGAUGGUCGAGUACAAAUCGGCUUUCGAUCCGUACGUGAAUGAGAAAGUCGAAGCAUUUUUAGAGUCCGAUCGGCUGACGGUGAACGAGAAUGAGUACUCCGACGAUGAAGAGGCCGAUGAUGACGAACUACUUCUGAGCAUGCCGAACGGUGGAAAUGUUCUCCAUUUUCGUUUCUUUAAUUUCGUGAACAAAAAACAUUUGAUCGAGUCUCUGGUCGAUCACAUUGAAAAUUGCAUCUCCUCUCGAGUGGAUCGUAUCAGAUCGGGAUUGAUAUACGCUCAAUUUACUGUUGCGGACGUCACAGUUGAUUCCCAGAUAAUAAGAGAAAUCUCUUCAAUUGCAUCAAACAGAAAAAAUUCACGUUUACGCUCAUGGUUCGAUGUGUCGUAUAGAACUGCCAAAUCCGACGAAGAAAGUGAAUGUAACGCAUUCAAUGGGCUCGACUUUGAUGAAAUGAGAGGAUUUUAUUUCAAUGACUUCUUAACCGUUUGCUACGAUUCGAAUUGCAUCUGGAGCGGAAAAUUCCAGUUUUCCAUUCGUGGCAACGAAAUCGUACUUUCGUCUAGUAAGUCUGGCCAGUUUAUCAUUCGUGCGAUGGACAUUGAUGGACCGGUGUUAAUUAACGACUGUAAUCAAUGCUUCGAAAUCUUUUUGUGUCUACGGCUUCCGCCAUGUUAUUUCACCGGAAACGAAUUGGAUCAUUUCGAUUUUAACAACAACAGCUUCAAUCUCCGUUUAAAGUGCAACAUUCCGGUUCGUUCGGACAUUUCGUGGGGCAUACGCAGUGCCUUACAGAAUCUAAAUGUUCAGGUCAACAAUGUGUGUAAUCUGAGACAAACGAACAACAUGGAACGGAGUGGGAAUCGAAGUGGGAACUCGAACGAUUUCAUGAGAAAUUACCUCAUCAGUGCUUGGCACAGUACCCAUGCGGCUGUUCUUCCAACCCACUUACCAGCAUCGAUUCUUAAUCACUUGCAUAGUUGCGGAUCAGUCGCCAAUUUGAUGCUGUUGCUAAACAACACGAAGCCAACACGCUUUCACACUCUUCGCAUCGAUCAGAUUGCCGAUGUGAAAUUACCGUUUCCUGAUUGCAGUCCUCAGCCGAGCAAUUAUGCCUUAAUUGGUCGAGUUAAAGUAACUCCUUAUCGCUACAUAUUCACUGGUUUAGAACCGGUACCGGUCAAUCGGGUUUUUCGUUACUUUCCCAACCCCGACAACUUUCUGAUGGUCUCAUUUUGCGAUGAAUAUGGCGGCAAUCCAUGGCGAUCGGGAAAAGUGUGUUUUAGAUUUCUUUGCGUGCUCACUGAAGGCAUUCGAGUGGGCGACACUUAUUUCAGUUUCCUGGGAUGUUCGAACUCACAGCUGCGUGAAGGUCGUUGUUGGUUCUCAUCAUUGGAUCGGCAGAAAGUUUACGACAAAAUUGGACAGUUUCCAAAUAGUUGGAAUGCUGGGAGAAAAUUGACUCGAAUAGCUUUGGCAUUUGCCGCAAGCGUUGUGACUGUCGCAUUGGAUAAUGAACGGUAUAUGAAAACGGUUGCCCCUGACGUGGAAAUCGGUGACGUAAACUUUAGCGAUGGCAUUGGUCGGGCAUCGCGAGACAUUUUCAAAAAAGUGACAAAAAUUCUAGGAAUACCAGAAUCAACGUCGGCUCUGCAGAUUCGCGUCGGAGGAGUGAAAGGUGUAGUGUCGGUGUACGAUCAGGAAGAGGAUUUCAUGUUUCGCAAAUCGAUGAAGAAAUUUGAAAGCGAACAUAAUAUGCUGGAGGUGUUGAAUUACAGCCGUCCGAUUCAGCUGUGUCUCAACCGACACGUCAUCCUGUUGCUGUCCAGCUUUGGUGUGCCCGACAAUGUUUUUCUCGACAUGCAACACAAUCUGCUGAUGAAGAACAUCGACAUAUUGGCCGACGACGAAGCUUCGCUCAAAUUCGUUGUGUCUCACUCGAACAUCUUCGAUUGGCAUUUGUUUUCACGCGAACAUCUCGUUCGAGAGCCGUUUUUCCAGCAGAUGCUUUUCAGUAACAUUAAUGAUCUAAUCGCUGGCAUCACGAAUUAUUCUCACAUUCCAGUCUCCAAUGGUCGUGUGUUGAUGGGUGUUCUGGAUGAAACCGGAACUCUGGAUUAUGGUGAAGUCUAUGCAAACAUUGUGGAAGAAAAUAAUGAGUUUGAAUUGGAAGGUAGAGUUGUGGUUUUUCGCAAUCCGUGUGUUCUUCCGUCGGAUAUUCGUGUGCUCAAUGCUUGUAAAAGAACCGCCGCCACUGCUCCUCUGAAGAAAUUGUAUCAAAAUUGUCUGGUCAUUCCAUCAAAAGGAGCGGAUUCACACGCAAGAGAAUGUGCUGGCGGUGAUUUGGAUGGGGAUCUCUACUACGUCAUCUGGGAUAAGGAUCUGCUUCCGAAAAACUUAAAAGUUCCGGGCGAAAAAAUUGUCGAAGUUUUUACAGAGGAAAAAAAGGCUCCGUUUACCGGUGAUUCAAAUGGUCUGGCUACAACGAUUCAGUUUUUCUGCGACUAUGUCUCAAAGAACCAACUGGGCGUUAUUGCGAAUGCUCAUCUGGCUGUUUCUGAUUCACUUGGUAUGCGUGAUCCGAAAAGCAUCCAACUAGCGCGAUACGUAGCUGCAGAGACUGACGCACCAAAGAAAGGACUGACAGUUGGCAAAGUCGAUUCAAAACUACUUCCGACAGCCUAUCCAGAUUUCAUGCAAAAAGCGGACAAACCAAUGUAUCGGUCGCCUACCGUGCUCGGUAAACUCUAUCGUGAAUCGAAGCCGAUUUUCGAAAUAUUUCUCGAGAAAAGAGUUGCCGCUUCUCCGGUAUCGAAAUUUAAUUUCAUCGGCGACAGCAAGUCCAUUGAGAACAUGUACGAGGCGUAUGCUUUUGAAGUGAAAACAUUGUUGCAGCGAUUCGACCUGCAAUCGGAAGUGGAUUUAUUUUCCGGCACACCAAUGUGGCGAGAGGAUUACAUGUCGACACACAAGCAGCAACAUCAGUUGCGUGAAACGCUUAUGGACAAUGUUCGACAAUUUUGGAAGAAAUGGAGCGUUCGGUUCGAGAAAUGGCGAGUGGACAUCGGCAAUAAUCAACAGAAAAUUCUCGAAUGGUACAGCAAACCGAGAUCGUCACCGUGGGCCCUUCACAGUUUUUCAUUCUUGGCAUUGCCAUUCAUACGUUUCGAUCAUUGCAUCAUGAAAACAAUUUCCGGAAAAAUAUUCGAGUCAACCAAACGAUGGGUGCACAGAAAUAAAAUGCGAUGGUUGAGCGAAUGGCGUGUACGCUACAAUAUUGGUCAAGUAAUCAUGCAAAAGUUGGAGGGAAUCGAGUGUCAUUACUAUGGCAGUUCGAUGUUGGGACUGAGCGAGGAGUUUUCCGAUAUUGAUUUCUAUAGCAGCGACGACGACUUUGUGAAAUUGCGCAGUUUGCUGAAAUGCCUGGAUGAGAACGCCAUGAACAUUACGAAACCACACGCUUGUGUUACUUUGUCCAUCGAUUCACUCAAUAUUGACGUCACAAAUUUUUUGGGUGGUGUUACCAAGACUUACGGAUUGGCCGCUAUAUUCGACGAAAACCCUGCAUACUGGAGUGCUCUUCGAGUCCUUACUGAAUGGGCCCGCACAGUUCGAAUAGUGAAAUCGUGCGGGAGUCAAGGAAUAAUGACGGUCGUCUCAUUUUGUCACUUGUUCAUCUACUUUGCAACAGCAUCGGCACCGAAGUAUUCGUCGGAUAUAAGACCGUACACCCUGAUGAGAUUGGGACACUGGAUGGAGUCGGUUCAGCAUUCAGUCUGCGGAGCACUCAUUUACGAUUUCCUUACAUUUCUCGCAGAUCGAAACAAUCGAGCAUGUAUUGCGGCUGCAGUGGAUCCGCUGAAUGGUGAUCCGUUGAUAAAAAGUGAUUUAAUAGAUGAACUGUGCACGCAAGGAGAGCAUGCGUUAGUGCUGCUGACUGUACAUGAUGGAGAUGUUCGAAAGUUAUUCCAGUUUUGUACAAAGAAAAGGCUGUUCCGCCUUGACAAGCGUUACAUUGAUCCGAAAAAUGCAUCGGACGAGAAGAAGAGGCAAUGUCUGAAAGAGAUCGUAACGAUUUGCAAUUCUACAAGAAGUCAAAAUUUGCUGUUUGAACUGGUUGAGCGUAACGGACUUUUCUAUGUCGAGGUAAUUGGCGACUACAAGUAUCUACCAGACGUUGAAAAAGGAAUCCAAAGCAUUCAUAACAAAGUCAUCAAUACCCGAUUACGCAUUGGAACUUUACGCUACAACACAUUCCAUGUGGCAAACUCAACUGUGAUUGUCACAGAAUUCGGAAGUGGACCGUUGACAGAAGUAUCAUUUGCAACAUAUAACGGCGACCUGUACACAGCCCGACACACUGGCUUUUGGAAGUCCCGAUUAACAUGUCGAAGUGCACACCCGAAUCUCAACUGGCAUACCACCGAAUACAGUCGAUAUCAGAUGCAAUUCCUGAAACAAAUUCGUUUAUUCCGGGAAAAGAGGCAGAUCAAUUUCGGUAAAUCGAAAAUUAAACGCUUCUUUAGUGACAUGCAGUGCAAUAUCCGUUGUGGCAAUCAUUACUUUUUCAACGUUCCGGAGACGUUGUGCAAUUCCUUCGAAACGCUGACACUACAAACGAUAGAGGAGAAGGUUUCACAUUUAGAGGAAGCUUUGAUUUUGGAACAGCACAACAACAUCAUCAGUGAUUUGCAGGACUCCCUCACGUUAAUAAAAACCGCUAACAAGAUCGACGACAAAAAACCUUUGAUGUUGAUGCCAUUGAGCGAAAUGAAAAACCGAUUCGUCGGAAAGAAAGCAAGUAAUAAGGAGGCCAUUCCGACUACAACUGACAGUAAGACCAACGGCAUUCGUCAUUCAUUCUAUCCCGUCUGGAGUUUGGGUCUGGAGGGUGCUCGACAGUUUGCUGCUCAGCAUGGUUUUAAGGAAGUUCGAAGUAGUGCAUAUGAUCAUGACGCUUUUUACACAACAAUAUCAGUUUACUGGCGUCAGCGGGAACUGGUAAUUAAGUGUGACAAAAAUGGAAUGAUAAUCGAAAUUCGCCAUAGAAGCACGCGAUGGCUAUCAGCGUCAUUUCACAGUGCAGGAAACGAAGGUGGCGGUGACGUACGCAGUUAUUUGGAAUGCCGAGCUAUUCUCGACGAGGAUGAAUCGUGCAUCGAAACCAUUGUGGAAUAUAUGCAGGGCCGCUCGAUUUAUACGGAGAGUUUUGUAAAACAAUUUAAGAAAUGCUACAAUUGGGACGAAAUGGACGACGACGAGUCAUUUUCACCCAGACCUCUGAUUCCGGACGUAUUCCAGUUGAAUUGGCGAUUCCGUAGCAUGCGACUUGCUUCACCCGUACUGAAGUUCGUGAACAGCGAUAAUGAUGUGCUUUGGCUGCACAACAUCAACGACGGAAUUUUCCAAUUUCAAAAAAGUGAAUUCGAAUGGUUUCCCAAUCAUUUCGAAUUUGAGAUGCAAUUGUGCAUGGAUGAACUGAGCGAUGAAACAUUGUGCCGAAAGUCCUACGACUACAGUUUGCAUUUAUUCAAUUACAUGAAAGCUUCAGCGGCCAAGCAAAAUUAAAUGUUAAAUGUUUUAUAAAUGUUGUCCCGAUAAUGUUACACUGAAAUGAAUAAAGCUGGUACGCAUUUUAA